AUGAACAGACUGCCGCAAGAAAUCAUAGACCAACCUUCCAGGGCGUCGUACGCGUGUAUUUCCAACAAAUUCCGCCAUGCCGUCGAGUGCGGAAGUUUCAGAAGCCUCCGCAUCAACAGUGGCGAGCUCCAAGACUUUGUGCUGAAAUUCCCACCUCGCGGUCGACCCUUUCUACGAGAACUGUUCUUCAGCGUCGAGCUAUAUCAGGUCGACGCAGCCUUGGCCAAGCGCUUCGAGCGACCCGCAGAGACUGCGGCGGCAAGCAAGCAGUUCAGCCUCCAGAUCAAGGAACUGUUUAGCGCUAUCCACAAGCCAGAUGGCAUCGUGGGCCUGCGGCUAUAUAUCUCUAAUGUCACUCAAACCACGGCUAGCGCAGAGGACGAGUCCGGUAAUGGAUACGGCAUCGACCUUGGGCACUACAGAGACUUGCGCUCACGCCUGACCCUACUUGAUCCAGCAGCGCUGCCUCACCUCGAUUGUGUGUCACAUCUCACCUUCUCGAAUUGGCAGCGCAAGCCUAGCCCUGCUGUCUAUCUCGAGAUAGCCGCUCGUUUGGCCGGACUUGAGAAGUUAGAUCUUGUUCUCGAUAGCUUCGAGAUGCGGUAUCCGGGACGCCUAAGAGACGACCGCAAAAGCCUGGCUCUUGCUCUUGAAACAAGAUCGGAAGAAACUCAAACAACUUCUCAUGCCAUGCUGGACAUGAGCCUUGAUAGAGGCGCAAUUAUCCAGACACUACCUAUGCCCAACCUCAGAUAUCCCUUGGAAUAUGAUGUGCUCAGCUCGUCGCUGCGCACCUGGUCCCAACGACUGAUCAGCUUCAGCGUCCGAGGUGUUGUCGACGAAUCGCUAUUCUGGCCCCAUGCGCAGGACAACGUAGCCGCUGCUCCUCCAGAGUGGCGGCGAAUGGAGUUCUUUGACGUGCAGCUCGAACGACACACUCCUUCCGGAUGGUGGUACUUCAUGCCAAAGGGCGAAUCCCGGUACGGUGCUCCUCCACGCAACCCAGCGGAGGACCUGGAGGAUCAGCCGCCCGAGUUCGCCGAUGAGCCUCAGGACGGGGUCGAUCCGUUCGACCAGGAAACUGAGGACCACUGGGACAUGCACAGAAGGACCGAUGGUGACGAGGACCAUCGCAUCCGCAACGUCCCCAACGAGGACACCAUGCAGCCUCUGCUUGAGGCCUGGGCGAAGGCCUUGGCACGCAUGCCCUUGCUUCGGCGGGCCAAGAUCAGCUUCGAGGUGGAGAUUCCCAACAGUGAGACACAGGAUGAGGAAGAUGUGAACAUGGAGGACUGGGAGAUUAUCUACGAAGCGCCAGAUCUGCAGGGUGCCAAAUGGGAGAAACACUUGGAAGCGAGUGAGCGAGCCAGCAGACGUUUGAUUUUCCACAACACGUGCGGUUGGCGGCCGGCUCAGCGCACAAUGCAUCUGUUGCAGCAGGUUGGUCUAGGAAGUCACCCGGGAACUGAAAUGGCCAUCUUGACGGUAAAUGAGUGGAAUAGAAUUCUGCGAUAA
Molecule: messenger RNA, 1515 nt
Organism: Neoarthrinium moseri
Lineage: Eukaryota; Fungi; Ascomycota; Sordariomycetes; Amphisphaeriales; Apiosporaceae
Exons: 2
Coding region: 1-1515 (504 amino acids)
Source: RefSeq, a predicted model, not a curated record